Messenger RNA from Mirounga angustirostris (Northern elephant seal), 3352 nucleotides. RefSeq names its product autophagy-related protein 101. Gene Ontology annotation, cellular component: transcription regulator complex; phagophore assembly site; nucleus. Gene Ontology annotation, molecular function: nuclear glucocorticoid receptor binding; nuclear receptor activity; zinc ion binding. Gene Ontology annotation, biological process: autophagosome assembly; cellular response to corticotropin-releasing hormone stimulus; regulation of transcription by RNA polymerase II. Bases 663 to 3056 code for a protein of 797 amino acids. NCBI's taxonomy places the organism in Eukaryota, Metazoa, Chordata, Mammalia, Carnivora, Phocidae. The transcript is spliced from 12 exons. The record is from RefSeq and is a predicted model, not a curated record.
GCGGCGGCGGCGGCGGAACUGGUGGGGGCCCCCGCGCGGCGCCCGCGACCCCCGGCCUCCCGGCAUGGGCGCCCCUGCGGUGCGGAGCAGCUCCCCGCCGGCUGGUGCGCGACCGCGGAAGGCGGGGGUGCAGAGGCGAGCAGAGCUCGGCGGGCCAGGCUUCCACCAUGGACAGAAGCCAGCCCUGGUCCCUCUCUGGUGUCCCAGCUCCUUCUGCCAGGCCCUGGGGGCCCAAGGGAUGGUUGACUGUUGUCCGAGGUCUGUUGGUUCAUCCAGACUGGGCUCCCUGAGGCUGCCCGGAAGAGCCCCUGACCAACCACAGGAUACUCGCCUGGUGCGGUUGUCCAGGAUCUCUGAGAGUCUAAGCAGAUCGUGAAGAGACAGCUGCGCCGUCUGGCUCUUCUUCCCGAAGUCUGAUCUUAUUCUUUUGUGCUGUCUGUGAAUGCCUCCUAGCCUGAGAGGGAGGUGAAGGUCGAGAAAUCCCUGGACUAAAGACAGCCUCUGUGGAGAGAGGCCUGGCCUCCUUAACUCACAAGCUUUCUCCAGAGUAUUAAUUGAGCACUUGCUGCAUACAGAGUCUGGAAUUUUCCCAGUGCUGCGUGGAGCCACAUCUCUGGGCACACUCUCAUUUCCUUCCACUCAGCCAUGGAGGGGGAAGAGAGAUGCCCUGUAUCCAAGCCCAAUAUGGGACACCAGCACCGAGCCCAGGACCCCGAGACCACCUGGCAAGCGACCCCCUGACCCCUGAGCUCAGCAAGCCCACCAUGGACCUGGCUAGCCCCGAGGCAGCCCCCACGGCCCCCACUGCCCUGCCCAGCUUCAGCACCUUCAUGGAUGGCUACACAGGGGAGUUUGACACCUUCCUCUACCAGCUGCCAGGAACAGCGCAGCCGUGCUCCUCGGCCUCCUCUUCGGCCUCCUCCACAUCCUCCUCCUCGGCCACCUCCCCUGCCUCUGCUUCCUUCAAGUUUGAGGACUUCCAGGUGUAUGGCUGCUACCCUGGCCCCCUGAGCGCCCCCCUGGAUGAGACCCUCUCCUCCAGUGGCUCCGACUACUAUGGCAGCCCCUGCUCAGCGCCGUCCCCAUCCACGCCCAGCUUCCAGCCACCCCAGCUCUCUCCCUGGGAUGGCUCCUUCGGCCCCUUCUCACCCAGCCAGACGUACGAAGGCCUGCGGGCAUGGACAGAGCAACUGCCGAAGGCUUCCGGGCAUGCCCAUCCUCCGGCCUUCUUUUCCUUCAGCCCCCCUACUGGCCCCAGCCCCAGCCUUGCCCCAAGCCCCCUGAAGCUGUUCCCUUCACAGGCCGCCUGCCAGCUGGGGGAGAGAGAAAGUUAUUCCGUAUCAACGGCUUUCCCAGGCCUGGCGCCCACUUCUCCACAACUUGAUGGCCCAGGGAUGCUGGAUGCGCCCGUGCCAUCGGCCAAGGCCCGCAGUGGGGCUCCGGGUGGAAGCGAGGGCCGCUGUGCUGUGUGUGGGGACAACGCUUCGUGCCAGCAUUACGGGGUCCGCACCUGCGAGGGCUGUAAGGGCUUCUUCAAGCGUACAGUGCAGAAAAACGCCAAGUACAUCUGCCUGGCUAACAAGGACUGCCCUGUGGACAAGAGACGGCGAAAUCGCUGCCAGUUCUGCCGCUUCCAGAAGUGCCUGGCCGUCGGCAUGGUGAAGGAAGUUGUCCGGACAGACAGCCUGAAGGGGCGGCGGGGUCGGCUCCCUUCAAAGCCCAAGCAGCCCCCGGAUGCCUCUCCUGCCAAUCUCCUCACUGCCCUGGUCAGGGCACACCUGGACUCUGGGCCCAGCACAGCCAAACUGGACUACUCCAAGUUCCAGGAGCUGGUGCUGCCCCACUUUGGGAAGGAAGAUGCCGGGGACGUGCAGCAGUUCUACGACCUGCUUUCGGGUUCCCUGGAGGUGAUCCGCAAGUGGGCUGAGAAGAUCCCUGGCUUUGCUGAGCUGUCCCCAGGCGACCAGGACCUGCUGCUGGAGUCGGCCUUCCUGGAGCUCUUCAUCCUCCGCCUGGCCUACCAGUCAAAGCCGGCCGAGGGGAAGCUCAUCUUCUGCUCCGGCCUGGUGCUGCAUCGGCUGCAGUGUGCCCACGGCUUUGGCGACUGGAUCGACAGCAUUCUGGCCUUCUCUCGGUCCCUGCACGGCUUGGUGGUCGACGUCCCUGCCUUCGCCUGCCUCUCUGCGCUCGUUCUCAUCACAGGCUCUCUUGCGCUCGGGCGCCGGCGUGGACGUCGAGGCGCACCUGCGGAGGGGGCACCUGCGCGUGAGGAGGAGCAAGGGCAUGGUCCGAGCCUGAGGGACCCGCGCUCGGGCCUGUACGCGGUGGCCCCUGGCUGGGGUGAAGCUCCCCCGUGUUUAUUCUUGCCCCGCCCUCGGGUGCGGGCUCCUGGCUGCAGGAUGAACUGUCGCUCGGAGGUGCUGGAGGUGUCGGUGGAGGGGCGGCAGGUGGAGGAGGCCAUGCUGGCCGUGCUGCACACGGUGCUCCUGCAUCGUAGCACGGGCAAGUUCCACUACAAGAAGGAGGGCACCUACUCCAUUGGCACCGUGGGCACCCAGGACGUGGACUGUGACUUCAUCGACUUCACCUAUGUGCGGGUCUCCUCUGAGGAGCUGGACCGUGCCCUGCGCAAAGUUGUCGGGGAAUUCAAGGAUGCGCUGCGCAACUCUGGGGGUGAUGGGCUGGGGCAGAUGUCCCUGGAGUUCUACCAGAAGAAGAAGUCUCGCUGGCCUUUCUCGGACGAGUGCAUCCCCUGGGAAGUGUGGACGGUGAAGGUGCACGUGGUUGCCCUGGCCACAGAGCAGGAGCGGCAGAUCUGCCGGGAGAAGGUGGGCGAGAAGCUCUGCGAGAAGGUCAUCAACAUUGUGGAGGUGAUGAACCGGCACGAGUACCUGCCCAAGAUGCCCACGCAGUCGGAGGUGGACAACGUGUUUGACACAGGCUUGCGGGAUGUGCAGCCCUACCUCUACAAGAUUUCCUUCCAGAUCACUGAUGCCCUGGGUACCUCGGUCACUACCACCAUGCGCAGGCUUAUCAAAGAUACCCUUGCCCUCUAGGCCUUAACUGGGGCCGCGGGUUCUCCUGGAUGGCUUGUGGACCUUGGCUUCCGGGGAUCGUACUGUGGGGCCCAUGGGGCUCUGGAACGUGCUCCGGGUCCUUGAUGAGACUUGGAAUGGCCACCCCUGGCUUCCUUGUUUUGUGGCUGCCAGUCUUUGGUCAUCUCUUUAACCUUUGCUAAUGGUCAAGUCUGGCCUUCACUGUCUCUCUGCACCCCUGUGGGGGUCCCCCUUCCUCCACUGUAUGGAAGAGCCAUAGCUAGGAUGGUGAAUAAAGUUGAGAAUAUUUGGGUUGA